GAUGGCUUGACCGAUCACACCCAGCGCUCCUGAGCCAAAAGAAGCGACCAAAGCACGAUUGCCCGUACUGAGAAGACUGAGGCAAGCUAUUAACGAGUGUUCGAAAACCCCUCUUGAUGAUGUCCUUGUGCGGCACUUCAUAAUCUACCCAUUCGCUUUGCUACAUCGCAUUCGCCUCGCACCCUCUUUUUGCGCCCAAAUCGAUGGACUGGGACAGGCCCGAAUGCAAUAACUACCACAUACCAAUGACAACAAGAUAACAAUGGAAAACCUCAACAUCUCCGAUGCCCCUCCCCAGGGGCCCCAACCCGUUCUCGGCGGCCGCGCACCGCCUCCCCAACAGACCCCUCAGCUCCCGCCUCAGAUGUUCACCACUGCGGCACAGCUGCUGGACAUGACCGACAAGAAGCUCAUGGUUGCACUGCGCGACGGGCGCAAACUGAUCGGCGUCCUCCGUAGCUGGGAUCAAUUCGCCAACCUCGUUCUUCAAGACACCGUCGAGCGCGUCUAUGCCCACCCGGACCCGGAAGCCAACCCGCCCCGCGAAGGGGGCCUCUUUGCGGAUAUCAAGCGCGGCAUCUUCCUUGUUCGCGGCGAGAACGUGCUCCUCCUGGGCGAGAUCGACCUCGACAAGGACGACGAUCCACCCGUGGGCUACGAGCCGGGCGACCUCAAGCUGGUUCAGGGCCUGGCGAACGAGAGGAAGGAAAAGGAGAAGGCGCGCGACAAGGGGCGGAUCAAGAAGCUCAGCACACUGGGCUUCGAGGGCGAGAACAUGGGCGAGAUUCUGCUCUGAUUCUCCCUGGUUCAUGUUCUUAUUCCCCUCUCUCCGCCCUUCAUGAUGAGAUUUCUGCGCGGGAAAACCCUGACCACCAGAACAACAGCAACUCAGCUUAUGGUCUCUUUAUUCAUUCUCCAUAUGACUCACGAAUGCACGCCGAAUGAGAAUGGGUUCGGGUUGGGUUCGAGCUGGGAAAGGAAGUCAAACCCCGAGACCCGGGUGUGGUCUACGUGAUUGCCGAGUGAUACAACGCACCGGCUGUCCACUUUGUCCUUCCGACGCCCCAGUGGAAGGCUGGUAGGAUGCUUGAGCAGAAUAUUGUGAAAUGCUCAUUAUCCAGGGUCCGGUCAUCACGACCGACGCCAGCAG
This is a messenger RNA of Colletotrichum scovillei, 1150 nucleotides long. Its product is annotated as LSM domain-containing protein. Lineage: Eukaryota; Fungi; Ascomycota; Sordariomycetes; Glomerellales; Glomerellaceae. The transcript is spliced from 3 exons. Gene Ontology annotation, biological process: deadenylation-dependent decapping of nuclear-transcribed mRNA. The coding region runs from base 263 to 796 and encodes 177 amino acids. Gene Ontology annotation, cellular component: P-body; Lsm1-7-Pat1 complex. Gene Ontology annotation, molecular function: RNA cap binding. The record is from RefSeq and is a predicted model, not a curated record.